This is a messenger RNA of Beauveria bassiana ARSEF 2860, 231 nucleotides long. RefSeq lists its product as uncharacterized. The transcript has a single exon. Bases 1 to 231 code for a protein of 76 amino acids. NCBI's taxonomy places the organism in Eukaryota, Fungi, Ascomycota, Sordariomycetes, Hypocreales, Cordycipitaceae. The record is from RefSeq and is a predicted model, not a curated record.
AUGCAGUUCCUCACGCUCCUCUCCCUCGCCACCUCCGUCGCCGCCGUGAUGAUCAACACGCCCUGCGGCAACAACUACGGGCAGGAAAUCUGCGCCGACGGCGGCGCUAGCAACCAGCGCGCGUACGUCGCCGUCUGCAACGACCAGCACGUGUGGGCGGUGCGCCAGGUCUGCGGCAAUCGCUUCUGCUGCAAGGAUAAGGACGGUGGCGGCGCAUACUGCGCCUGCUAA